AUGAAGCUAGAGCUGCCAGCCACGAGCCAUUUGGGCGCGGAUAACGGGGUGCUGCAUAGACUGAGCUUUAUGGGUGAAGUGCCAAGGACACUGGUCGUGCUUAGUAACAGCGUCACACAGGUACUUCACAGAGGAGACAUCAACCAGGCUGCUCUUCCAUCCGUCUCAGAGGCCCAUCUUGCUCCUACAAUCAAUGUGAGACAAACAGCAUGUCUACCUAUGCUUUGUAUCGAAAUCUCGUACAAGCGCUCCGUACAUCAAACGGAGGCUCAAGCACUACGCCUUAGUCCCAGCGGGCUACUGGCCGCAAUACCCGAUAUCAGGCGAGACACCCUCGUGCUCUUAGCCGCACCGCGUCAUCAGUGCCUGGCCAGCUUCGCGUCGCAAUGGUGGCAGAAUCUCCAAGCGGCAGAUAAAUUCGUCGCUUAG
This is a messenger RNA of Trichoderma atroviride IMI 206040, 429 nucleotides long. NCBI's taxonomy places the organism in Eukaryota, Fungi, Ascomycota, Sordariomycetes, Hypocreales, Hypocreaceae. The record is from RefSeq and is a predicted model, not a curated record.